CGCCAACAUCACGAAUCUCCCCGCACACGCCUCACACACGAUGUCGCCCCCUCACCAUGGCAAGACGCCUGCCGCGUUCAGUAUGCGCAGCCCGUACGCGGCGUACAGGAGUCCGUUUGGUCCUCAAUACACCAUUCCCCGCAACUACCACGGCAUCACCGCAAAGCACGCUAUGAAGGCUGGCGUCCUAGCAGCCGGCUUCGGCGGCGCAGCAGGCUUCUUCGCCCUCUUCUUCUUCGCCGAGGUACCGCGCGUCCGCGAAGACAUCAUGAAGAAGAUCCCCGUGGUCGGAAGCUACUUCAACGUCGAGAUCCCGCCGGAGGACAACCCGUUUUAGAUGGGUUGCAUUGGAGCUGGGGUGCGGAGGAUGUACAUUAUGGUGGUGGGAGAAGUUAUAGAGUAGUGGAGUGGCAGUGCUGUGUUUUAGCGGCUAAAGAAUAGACCACUUUUAAGUUC
This is a messenger RNA of Parastagonospora nodorum SN15, 456 nucleotides long. RefSeq lists its product as hypothetical. Bases 41 to 337 code for a protein of 98 amino acids. Gene Ontology annotation, biological process: mitochondrial electron transport, ubiquinol to cytochrome c. The transcript has 4 exons. NCBI's taxonomy places the organism in Eukaryota, Fungi, Ascomycota, Dothideomycetes, Pleosporales, Phaeosphaeriaceae. The record is from RefSeq and is a predicted model, not a curated record.